Melanotaenia boesemani (Boeseman's rainbowfish) is the source of this 3792-nucleotide messenger RNA. Its product is annotated as adhesion G protein-coupled receptor E2-like. Gene Ontology annotation, biological process: adenylate cyclase-activating G protein-coupled receptor signaling pathway; cell surface receptor signaling pathway. Gene Ontology annotation, molecular function: G protein-coupled receptor activity; calcium ion binding. The transcript has 20 exons. NCBI's taxonomy places the organism in Eukaryota, Metazoa, Chordata, Actinopteri, Atheriniformes, Melanotaeniidae. Gene Ontology annotation, cellular component: membrane. Bases 170 to 2632 code for a protein of 820 amino acids. The record is from RefSeq and is a predicted model, not a curated record.
UUGCUGAGUGUAUUCAGACUCGUUUUCUUUCCGCCUCCCUUUUACUGAAUAACUUGGGGAACAUUUGGAAAGGUGGAGAAGACAAGAAGUCAAUAGAUCUGGACCAUUUAAAUGUGGAUUUUCAGGCUGUUUUAACUUUUCUCAUAUUCAUGUGGACUUCUUUAUCACAAUGACAAGCAAGUGGACCCUCCUGAUCUUCACUUUGUUCUUUUCCCUUGUCAUGGGCGAAGUGGAGACAAAAUGUUCUCAUGGGUAUUCAGAGGCUUCUGAAGGCUGCGUUGAUUAUGAUGAAUGUGACAUGAUGCCUGAUAUCUGUGGAAAACAUGCAACUUGUACUAACAUGGAAGGCAGCUACUCCUGCCAGUGUACCGAUGGUUUUGGACCAUCAGGAAAAGUUACAGUUGGAGCACCUAUAACAUGUAAAGAUGUUGAUGAAUGUGACAUGAUGCCUGAUAUCUGUGGAAAACAUGCAACUUGUACUAACAUGGAAGGCAGCUUCUCCUGCCAGUGUACUGAUGGUUUUGAAUCUAAAUCACCUAUAUCACCUGGAUUACCUAUAACAUGUCAAGACAUAAAUGAAUGUAUAACCAACAGCAACAUCUGUGGACCUAAUGCAAGAUGUACCAACACAAUUUCCAAAUAUUACUGCUUCUGUGAAAACGGCUUCAACACCUCUACUGGAGUGAAAACAUUUCAUUAUAGUGACAAUGUAACAUGCAGAGAUAUUGAUGAAUGUCAGCAAGACAACAUUUGUGGUCUGAAUGCAUCAUGUUUAAACACACAAGGCAGUUUUUACUGUGUCUGUAAUUCUGGCUUCAGACUGAAAUCUGGCAAAUCUAACUUCACUGAUGAUUCGGAGCAAUGCCAAGACACAUGUAUGAUUGAUAAGACAAUCUGUGGAAAUGGAACCUGCUACCGUGGAGCCAGUGGACAUUACUGUGCAUGCCAUGCAGGGUUCACUAACUAUGGCAACGUAAAGUCACCCUGCACUGAACUGAACUGUGAUAUGUUCAAAGAUGUGAACAAUCUGAGAGAGACACUUGCCAUUGCACAGGAUUAUUUCAUGCAACUGAAUAAAACCUGUCACAAGCUCACAGAAAGCGAGAAUCCAAAAGAGAUGGAUGGAGAGGACUUACUAAAGGGUCUGAUGUCCACGGUCGAUGAACUCUUGUUCAGUAGAGCUCUUAAUGGAAAAAAGAAAAUCUCCACUUUUCUGGACUUAAUGGAGCAUGCCCUGAGGCUUAUAGGAUCUUUUUUAUCAACCCCAGUAACAAAAAGAUCCUCCAAUUACACAGAAAUGGAGUUGUUGGUAGAAAAAGGGUCAGUCCUGCCAAAAGGAACAAGGACUUUAUCAUCUACACAUGCUCAACUAGACAUUGACUUGGAAGUGGCUGCAGGAGAUCCCUCCCAUUACCCUGGCUUCACAACAGUAUCAUUACUAAGUUAUUCAAACCUGGAAGAAUAUGCAGAUGGCUUCUUUAGUGCGAUGAAACCAGAUGAGAAGCAAAGUUAUAAGAUAAACUCCAAAGUGGUUACUGUCACAGUCAGUAACAGAAACACCAGGCACCUAAAAGAGCCAAUCAUUUUAACUUUGCACCACCUUGAACAGUUAAAUGAAACUUCUCACACCUGUGUGUUCUGGGAUUCUUCGGAGAAUGAGGGGACAUGGUCAUCUCAUGGCUGCAGUGUUGUGGAGUCUAACUUGAAACACACUGUUUGUUCCUGUAACUACCUGAGCAGCUUUGCUGUGCUCAUGGCCCUCUAUGAGGUUGAGAACAAGUUUGCGUUGCAGCUGAUUACCUGGGUGGGCCUAUCCCUUUCAUUAAUUUGUCUGUUCAUCUGCAUCCUGACGUUCUCAUUGAUCCGCUCCAUUCAAGGUCCAAGAACCACCAUCCACCUGCACCUUUGCAUCAGCCUCUUCAUUGCUAUCCUUAUAUUUCUUGCAGGCAUUUCUCAGACGGAGAACAGGGUUGGCUGUGCAGUGGUAGCAGGGAUGCUGCAUUUUUUUUGCCAGGCAGUAUUUUGCUGGAUGUGUCUGGAAGGCAUACAGCUCUUUAGGAUGGUAGUCCUGGUCUUUAACACCAACUUUAAAACCCUCUACAUGAUGGCCGGUGGCUAUGGAGUCCCAGCUGUAAUUGUUGCUAUCUCUGCAUUAGUUAAUGCUAAAGGAUAUGGCACUGAGAAAUAUUGUUGGCUAAACCUGGAAUCCAUUUGGAGUUUCUUUGGCCCUGCCUGUGUCAUCAUCUUUGUGAACAUUUUUUUCUUUCUCAUCACUGUGUGGAAGUUGGCACAGAAGUUUUUAAGUUUGAAUCCAGACCUGGACAGCUUGCAGAAAAUAAAGGACUACACCAUUACUGCAGUGGCUCAGCUCUACAUACUCCUUUACUGCAUACUCCGUGCUAUGUGGAUCUUCAUUUCUUUCCAGUUUGAGAAGGGCACUGUCGCCAUAUCUUACCUGUUCACCAUCUUUGGCAGCCUUCAGGGGGUUACGUUGUUUGUCAUGCACUGUCUAUUUUCUAAACAGGUGAGAGGGGAGUAUGAAAGAAUCCUUUCUCAAAUCUGUGAGCCACACAAGAAAACUUAUUCUGAGGGAUCCAAAAGCACCCAGAACACAAGAGAGUCUCAUGUUUGAGGAGAUGAACCAGAACUGGAGACAAAACUCUGAUUGACUAAAGACUGAUAUUUCAGACGUGGUGUCAUCUUCUGUCCUCUCAUAGCCACUGCACCAACUUGUUGUACUACAACAUUUUGUAAAUAAUGAGCAAGUAUUUGUAUUUUAGAUGUAGGAUUAACUAUUGGAUCUAAAAAAAAAAGUAAAAAACACAUUCCACUGCCAUUAACUUGACGCAUAAUUAAAAUGUAAAGAUGUGCUUUACUUUUUAAAAAAAAAAAACAUAGUUAUUUUAGAACAAAAAAAUCUGGAAAAAAAUUCGUACUUAUUUUUAAUGGAAAUGAUGAAGAUAUUGUGAGGGCCUGUUGUGUCAGGUACCUUUAAUAAUAGUUCUUUGCUGAUGUAGAUCUGUUACAGAUUGUGAACUUGUCUUUAAUUUCAGGCAUCUUUCCAGAAUUUCUAAAAGCAGCUGUAAUCAAGCCUCUGCUAAAAAGGAAAAUCUAGAUGAGUUACAAAUGAGCAACUACAGACUGAUCACAAAUCUUCCUUUUCUAAGUAAGAUAAUCAAAAAAGCAGUUAUUCAUCAACUAAACGACUUAACACAAAACCACUGCUAUGAUGUCUUCCAGUCAGGUUUUAGGCAGCACCACAGCACUGAGACUGCUCUGACCAAAGUCAUUAAUGACAUAUGUUUGAAUGCAAAUGAUGGAAAAAUGUCAGUCUUAGUCUUACUGGACCUCAGUUGAUACAGUCGACCACAAUAUGUUGCUUAAAAGACUGGAGAAGUGGGUGGGCCUCUCUGGCACUGCGCUACACUGGUUUAAAUCUUAUUUAGAGAAUAGAAAGUACUUUGUGUCAAUAGGUAACUUUACAUCUGAGCAGACAAGAAUUACAUGUAGAGUUCAUCAAGGUUCCAUCCUGGGGCCUCUUCUGUUUAACAUCUACGUGCUCCCACUAGCACAGGUCAUAAAGAAGAACAAAAUUAGUUACCAUAGCUACGCAGAAAUGCAUAGAUAUGUAUUACAAUGUCACAAGGAGACUGAGGCCCCUUACAGGCUCUCGGUAAAUGCAUUGAGGAGAUCAAUUAAAUACCUGCAGCUGAUUCAGAACUCUGCUGCUCGAGUCCUCACUAAAACCAAGAAAGUGGACCACAUCAGUCCAGCUCUGAGGUCUUUACACUG